Messenger RNA from Panthera uncia (snow leopard), 1585 nucleotides. RefSeq names its product nudix hydrolase 18 (gene NUDT18). The record is from RefSeq and is a predicted model, not a curated record. Gene Ontology annotation, molecular function: 8-oxo-GDP phosphatase activity; magnesium ion binding; 8-oxo-dGDP phosphatase activity. The transcript has 3 exons. NCBI's taxonomy places the organism in Eukaryota, Metazoa, Chordata, Mammalia, Carnivora, Felidae. Bases 164 to 1135 code for a protein of 323 amino acids.
UCAGCGGACAGGGCUCGCCGGGCGCUUCCGCGUUCGCGAGCGCGCCUGGUCCGAGUCGGCAGGGGGAGGGGGCGAGGGCGACUGACUGGGAUCUCACCCGCGUCCCACCUCACCCGGCGCGACCCACCUGCGGGGGCCCGUCCGCUGCCUCCCAGGGGACCCGAUGGCCUCGGAGGGUCUGGCCGGGGUGCUGGCGGCGGUGUUGGGGGGCCAGGGGCUGAGUGUGCACAGCUGUGACUCGGCACCGGCCGAGGAGCCGCCGGCGCCGGUGCGGCUGCGGAAGAACGUCUGCUACGUGGUGCUGGCCGUGUUCCUCAACGAGCAGGAUGAGGUGCUACUGAUCCAGGAGGCCAAGAAAGAGUGCCGUGGGUCCUGGUACCUACCCGCGGGGAGAAUGGAGCCUGGGGAGACCAUCGUUGAGGCACUGCAGCGGGAGGUGAAGGAGGAGGCUGGGCUGCACUGUGAGCCUCUGACGUUGCUGUCUGUGGAGGAGCGGGGCCCCUCCUGGAUCCGCUUUGUGUUCCUCGCUCAAGCCACAGGUGGAAUUCUCAAGACUCCCAAGGAGGCAGAUGCAGAGUCCCUGCAGGCUGGCUGGUACCCUCGGACCUCCCUGCCCACUCCGCUGCGAGCCCAGGACAUUCUGCACCUGGUGGAGUUAGCUGCCCAGUACCGCCAGCAAGCCAGGCACCCUCUUAUUCUGCCCCAGGAGCUUCCCUGCAGUCUGGUCUGCCAGCGGCUUGUGGCCACCUUUACCAGCGUCCAGACAGUGUGGGUGCUGGUGGGCACAGUGGGGAUGCCUCACUUGCCCAUCACUGCCUGUGGCUUCACUCCCAUGGAGCAGAGGGGUGGCAUCAAGAUGGCCAUCCUGCGGCUGCUACAGGAGUGUCUGACCCUUCACCACUUGGCAGUAGAGACCAAGGGGUUGCUUGGACUGCAGCACCUGGGCAAAGACCAUGCAGAUGGCAUCUGCUUGAACGUGCUGGUGACUGUGGCUUUUCGGAACCCAGGUAUGCAGAGGGAGCCCCCAAAGGUUCGGGGUGAGAACUUUUUUUGGUGGAAGGUGAUGGAGGAAGACCUACAAAGCCAACUCUUACAGAGGCUUCGGGAAUCCUCUGUCAUCCCAGUCAACAGAUAGGAAGGUGCCAUCUCUGUGCAAGGAGCUGGGUGACGGUGCUCCCCCCACCAUGGCUUUGCUUUCCUCUGGGGGAAGCAGGAGGUUGGCAGUCAGGGAUCUGGUGGUGUUGGGAGCAGGCAGUUCUCCUGGUUGUCAGGGGAAUUUCCUUCUCCAUGGAGCUGGUCCCUACAUCGCACCGAAAGGACAGUGCCUUUAACCCAACAAGGAUUCCAGAGCUCAAGGACCUAAUUGCCCCAUGGGUACGAUGAGGGCCCUCCUCCCUAGGGAUGGAUGUGAGAACCUUCUGAACCUGAGAUGGCUACUCGUCAUCAUGAACCUACUUGUCAUUUUCCAUGCUUGCCUCAGGAAAGGCCUACAUCUCAUUCUCAGGCACUGAGAACAUGGACUGGGUGCUGAGGGAGGUCAUUCCAAGGGAGUGGGACCCUUGCUGAGUAAAUACAUGGUACUUAC